GACAGCCAUUGCCGAGGCUAUCUGAAGCAGGCUCACAAUACCCCUAAAGCCAGUUUCGUCUAGGGCCUGUCAGUGGAAUACAUCUUCGAGAACAGAAGAGAGCAGGAGAGAGGAGAGGAGAGGAGAGGAGGGAGGAGAGGCAGAUCAAUACAAGCGUCUCAUCAAAUUCUCCAUCGCUGUGCUCUCUGAGGCCUCGCACCAUGUCCUCUUCGGACGAGGAGACGCUGAGCGAGCGCUCCUACCCCAGCGAGCGCUCCGGCAGCCUCUCCCCCUGCCCCCCCGCCGGCUCCCAGGGGCCCCCCGGGGACACACUGCCCUGGAACCUGGCACGACACGAGAGGCGCAAGAGGACGAGCCAGAACAGCGUGUUGGACCCCGCGGAGAGAGCGGUGGUGAGGGUGGCAGAUGAGCGUGACCGAGUCCAGAAGAAAACCUUCACGAAAUGGGUGAACAAGCACCUGAUCAAGGUCCGCAAACACAUCGCAGAUCUGUACGAGGACCUGAGGGACGGACACAACCUGAUCUCCCUGCUGGAGGUGCUGUCUGGAGUCACACUGCCUCGGGAGAAAGGCAGGAUGCGUUUCCAUCAGUUACAGAACGUUCAGAUCGCCCUGGACUUCCUGAAGCAGAGACAGGUGAAGCUGGUGAAUAUCCGAAACGAUGACAUCACAGACGGGAAUCCUAAACUCACCCUGGGUCUGAUCUGGACCAUCAUCCUGCACUUCCAGAUCUCGGAGAUCUACGUGAGCGGGGAGUCGGGUGACAUGACAGCCAAGGAGCGGCUGCUGCUCUGGACUCAGAAGCUGACGGAGGGAUACCCCGGGAUCCGCUGCACCAACUUCACCUCCAGCUGGAGCGACGGGCGCAUGUUCAACGCAAUCCUGCACCGAUACAGGCCGGACCUCAUUGACAUGGCGCGUGUUGUGCAGCAGAGUAACCGUGACAACCUGGAGCAGGCCUUCGAGAUCGCCGAGUCUCUGGGGGUGACCAGGCUGCUGGAUGCAGAAGACGUGGAUGUCCCGUCCCCGGAUGAGAAGUCUGUCAUCACCUACGUCUCGUCCAUUUACGAUGCGUUCCCCAAGAUCCCCGAGGGGGGCGAGGGGGUCGGAGCCCACGAGGUGGAACAGCGCUGGUCAGAGUAUCAGAACCGGGUCACAGUCCUGGUCCAGUGGAUCCGGCAGCACACAACUCGCAUGUCAGACAAGAGCUUCCCUCAGAACCCGGUCGAACUCAAGGCUCUUUAUAAUGAGUAUGUGCACUUUAAAGAAUGCGAGAUCCCUUUGAAGGAGGCAGAGAAGGAGAAGAUAGAACAUUUAUAUAAAUUACUGGAGGUGUGGAUGGAGUUUGGGCGUGUGAAGCUUCCCCAGGGCCUGCACCCCAAUGACGUGGAGGAUGAGUGGGGCAAACUCAUCCUGGAGAUGCUGGAGAGAGAGAAGGCUCUGAGGCCGGCCAGUCGAGAG
This is a messenger RNA of Acipenser ruthenus (sterlet), 1460 nucleotides long. Its product is annotated as microtubule-actin cross-linking factor 1-like. Gene Ontology annotation, biological process: actin cytoskeleton organization. Gene Ontology annotation, cellular component: cortical actin cytoskeleton; cell junction; plasma membrane. The transcript has 12 exons. Lineage: Eukaryota; Metazoa; Chordata; Actinopteri; Acipenseriformes; Acipenseridae. The record is from RefSeq and is a predicted model, not a curated record. Gene Ontology annotation, molecular function: actin filament binding. The annotation marks the transcript as partial.